GGCAGGUGAAUCGUUUUCCGGUUACGGCACAGUUUGUCGUCUGCUUUUCUCAAACUCAGAGAUCCUGUCUGAACUUGCAGAUUUGCCCAGCAGGAAUCUAAUACUAGUUUACGUGAAAUUUAUUUAUAAAUUUAGUAAAUUCAAAGAAAUGUUUAAAAAGUUUGAUGAGAAAGAAAACAUAUCUGGGUUUCAGCAGCUUAAAACGUCAGUUCAGAAAGGAAUUCGAUCUAAAAUUUUAGAACAAUACCCGUAUAUUGAGAAUUGUAUCAAUGACGUACUUCCGAAAAAAGAGCCAUUCCGAUUGAUGAAAUGUCAUGAACAUAUUGAGGUUUUAGUGGGUGCCAAUGGUGACUUUCUGUUCUUUAGACAUAGGGAAGGAUUCUGGGUACCUACUCUUCGUCUUCUGCACAAGUAUCCCUACAUCUUACCCUGGCAGCAAGUAGACAAGGGAGCUAUUAGAUUUGUGCUUAGUGGAGCAAAUAUUAUGUGUCCUGGUCUAACCUCACCUGGAGCACGGAUGACCCCUUGUCCUAAAGGAGCCAUUGUGGCAAUUAUGGCUGAAGGAAAACAACAUGCCUUAGCUGUAGGCAUCACGUCAAUGUCAACUGCAGAUAUACAAUCUGUUAACAAAGGGAUUGGAGUGGAAAAUUAUCAUUAUUUAAAUGAUGGUCUGUGGAUUUUAAAACCAAUGAAAUAAACUUUGCUUUUGCUAUUCAAUGCCAAAA
Molecule: messenger RNA, 725 nt
Organism: Daphnia magna
Lineage: Eukaryota; Metazoa; Arthropoda; Branchiopoda; Diplostraca; Daphniidae
Gene: MCTS1
Product: malignant T-cell-amplified sequence 1 homolog
Exons: 6
Coding region: 149-697 (182 amino acids)
Biological process (GO): formation of translation preinitiation complex
Molecular function (GO): RNA binding
Source: RefSeq, a predicted model, not a curated record